Rubroshorea leprosula is the source of this 728-nucleotide messenger RNA. NCBI's taxonomy places the organism in Eukaryota, Viridiplantae, Streptophyta, Magnoliopsida, Malvales, Dipterocarpaceae. The record is from the annotation of a GenBank genome assembly.
GCCGUUCCCCCAAAUUUCAUUUUGCCUCCCGCCUUCAAAUCCCGCGCCUUUUCUUCUGAAUCUGUCCUCAUAAAUCCUUUCCACAGCAAUCUUUUCCUCUCGAUCAGGAUAUGGAUACUUCAAAUCCUGCAGCUUUUGUCAAUGGAGGGUUGCUGCGUAUGCAUUUGGGACGGAAGGUGCGGGCCGUGAUUCAGGUCAUACGUUCUGAUGUAGGGUCUGUAAUUGGAAAAUCUACAGAUGACAGCCAAAUUAUUGUAAAAGGCUCCCCACCCAUUCCUCCUACCAAUUAUGUUGAGGUUAUUGGUGUUGCUGAAACUGACAAUUCCAUCCGAGCUGAAAUUUGGACCAACUUUGGGGACACAUUUGACAUGUCUAGCUAUGAUCAGCUUUGUCAGCUCGCAAAUGGAGAGUUCAAACACUUGUUCCUAUGAAGAGCUAUGGAUUACCCUUUUUCUUAAGAAAAGUGUAUUUCAGUGAUGUUACAUGCUAUGCUUUGUUUGUAAAUAAGCAGGAUGGAUGGAUUGAUUUGGUCUUGUGGUUUGUUUGGUACUAUCCGUGGAAAUUGUUGAAGCUGUUUUGCCCUGUGCUAUAGGCCUGUAGUUUCAAGAAUUAUUAUCUCCCUUAUGAGAUUGCUCCCUCUAAUCUAUUCCUUAAUGGACGAACUGUGGCAUGUAGCACGCAUUCAUCCAAAUGUCAUUAUGCAUCAAAUUAGUCUAAUAUUUAAUAGC